Molecule: messenger RNA, 1011 nt
Organism: Cajanus cajan (pigeon pea)
Lineage: Eukaryota; Viridiplantae; Streptophyta; Magnoliopsida; Fabales; Fabaceae
Product: lachrymatory-factor synthase
Source: RefSeq, a predicted model, not a curated record
UGUAAGGAAGAUACAUACUAGAUUCUAUCUUACUUUGUUUAUGUGACAUUAGAGUUUCCUAGUUGAUACGAUGGAUCCUAUUCAGCAAGGAAGGCAAGCAGAAAAUGCAAAAUGGAAGGGCAAGGCCAUAGCAGAAGUUAAAGGAGGCAAAGCAGAACAAGUAUGGCCUCUUUUGGAGGACUUCUUUGGCCUUGACAAGUGGUUCCCCAAUAUCUCAACAUGCAUUCCCGUUGAGGGCAUUUCUGGCAAACCAGGGUGCGUGCGUUUCUGCGCUGGUUUCAAGACCCCUGUGGAUGACCCUGCCAAACACACCCUUAAUUGGACCAAGCAAAAACUAUUAUCCAUUGACCCUGCUCACUGGACACUUACCUACUCAAUUGUCGAGGGAAAUGUUGGCUUUUACUCAUACGUUUCAACUUGGACGGUGUUGCCAAAGGAUGAGGACGAGGGCUGUCAGAUUGAGUGGCUUUAUGAAGUUGAACCAGUUCAUGGCUGGAAACUGGAAUACCUUGAUUCCUUCUUGAGCAGUGGCUUGCAAGUCAUGGCUCAGAGGAUUCAAGCAGCUUUGAAAACCAUGGAAGAGGCUCUCAGGGCACAAAAGUAAUGCACACUCCAAUACUACAAUAAACACUCCUUUCAUCCUCUUUCUCCAUGUCAAUUCUUAUUAUUUAUUAUAUAUAUCUUCUUCCUAUCUCGUAUUCUGAGUCUGUCAAGAUAAGAGAAAAAAAAAUAUAUCAGCACUUAUCGAAACUUUUUUUCUCCAGGAUUGUGUAUUUUUAUGUAGGGUUUGUUUAGAUAAGUUUAUCUAUAAGUGUUUAUGAUAAGAAACUUCUCAUAUGUUAUCUUAUGUUCAAUAACUACUUCUAUAGUUCUAUUGAUGUAUUUGGAAAUUUCAGUGUAUCAUUAGUUAUUUGUACCAGGAAAACUAAAGGUAUGUUAGGAAUUAUGCUAUUGUAUUUGUGUUGUUGCAAUUAAAUAAGAAUUUCAAAGUGUGUUUAUGCCAUUGAUAUA